This is a messenger RNA of Alosa alosa (allis shad), 2538 nucleotides long. RefSeq names its product BARX homeobox 2 (gene barx2). Bases 209 to 1138 code for a protein of 309 amino acids. NCBI's taxonomy places the organism in Eukaryota, Metazoa, Chordata, Actinopteri, Clupeiformes, Clupeidae. Gene Ontology annotation, biological process: regulation of DNA-templated transcription. Gene Ontology annotation, molecular function: DNA binding; DNA-binding transcription factor activity, RNA polymerase II-specific. The record is from RefSeq and is a predicted model, not a curated record. The transcript is spliced from 4 exons.
GUCAGUGCAGCUCAUUGCACUUUCAGACACUGACAGAGGCAGAUGACACACUGAAGACCGGACACUGUCUAUUCUCAAUAUUCUGCCGGCAUGCAUCAAUAACACAGCAGCAGACUUUGACGUUUCUUUAACUUUGGUCUGUUGAGCGGUUGCUGUUUUUGACUUUAAGAACUUUUACUGCGCAGUGACGCGCACACAGCGAGCGAACAUGCACUGUCAAGCCGAGCUGAGACUCGCCUCGCCAGGCCAACUGAAAGCAGCCAGGCGGCGCUACAAGACGUUCAUGAUCGACGAAAUCCUCUCAAAGGAAACUUGUGAUUACUUCGAAAAGCUUUCGCUUUAUUCGGUGUGUCCUUCUCUCGUCGUCCGUCCCAAACCUCUACAUUCAUGUUCGGGGUCUUCCUCUCUGCGUGCGUACCCGCUCCUGUCCGUCAUCACCCGCCAGCCGCCCAGCAUCCCUCACCUGUCUCCCCCGUCGCCGCCCGGACAGGUGUCCCACCUGCCCCUACUCUCCCCUCAUCAUCAUCAGCGGCCGGUGGAGCCGGCGCCCAGCGAGACGCCGGUCAGCAUCAGCAGUGAGUCGGACACGGAGCACUGCGGUGCGGCGCGCCUCAAGAAGCCCCGCCGCAGCCGCACCAUCUUCACCGAGCUACAGCUCAUGGGUCUGGAGAAGAAGUUCCAGAAGCAGAAGUACCUCUCCACACCCGACAGAUUGGAUUUAGCUCAGUCUCUGGGCCUGACUCAACUUCAGGUGAAGACCUGGUACCAAAACAGACGAAUGAAGUGGAAGAAAAUGGUGAGUGUGUUAAAGGGAGGGCACGAGGCCCCCACCAAGCCCAAAGGGCGGCCCAAGAAGAACUCCAUCCCCACCACUGAGGAGAUCGAGGCGCAGGAGCGACUGGCGGCCAUGAUGGCCGAGGAGGAGCGUCAGAGACACGCACAGGCACAGACAGAGGCCCAGGCGCAGUCCCCGGUCGCCCAGGGACACCCGUACCAGUCCCAGCCCCAGGACCUGAGCACGGGCAGCGGGGCCACGGAGCCCCAUAGCUCCCCACCGGUGGCCCCCAUGGGGCCAGCCACCAGAGAGCAGCAGCUGCUAAAACCGCUGUCGUCACCACAGACGCACGCAGCCAGCUAAACGCUAACUCCUCCACCACACACACACACACACACACACACACACAGCUAAAGACUUGGCCAGGGGGUCAUUGCAUUCAGAAGCACUUAGUGCCUCAAGAUCCCCCAACCCCGUCAAGAGCUGUGAUCACAAUGUCAGUGUAAUAAGUCAGUGAAUGUCUGAAAGGUGUUUUCUUUCAGUCUGUGGCUGUACCUCCAAGUGGAGACGUCUGUACUGUUAAACUGCUACAAGGGGUUUGAUUGGAUCUCCAACUGCCUUCUCAUUUACUAUUUCAGUGUUCGUUGUUCAUGCUGCCAGAACUGCACGCACAUACAUGCAAGCUAUGAUGCAAGCUAUGAUCAAUCUGCCAAUGAGGUUUAUCUCACUUGCAAACACUCAAGUGAAUCACUCAGACAGACAAACUCCGAUGAGAUCAUGCUCUGACUAUUUUAUUUUAGGCUAUUUUUUUUAAUUGGUAGCCAUUAUUUAUGUAUAAAGCACUGAGAUUGUAUUCAGCUGUAAUGUCGAUCCAUUGUGUGCUAAAAGACAGACAUGGAGCAUUAAAUCUGCCCUGUUGGAUUUGUUGCCUUCUCACAGAAUAAUCAAACAAAUGUUGCCUUUUUCAAAACAAAUGUCAGUAUAAGUAUUAGAAUCAGGUGUAUAUUUACAGUAUUGUAUUGUAUUUUUCUAUUACAGUAAAUAUUGCCUUCUGGAAGAGGUUUGCUUGGGUGUAGAGGCCUUUUUUCUGGUUGCCUUUUGAGUGAGUGAUAACAGCUAUUUUAACCAAAGCUACAAAUCGGAGUAUUUGACUAGCAGAACUAUUUCUACUAUUCCCUUUGAUUAUUUGUUUUUUUAAAUACAUGUGUUGCCUGCACCCACUUUCCUUCAAAGUGUGAAAUUUAUAUUUAGAGAUGAAGAUGUACCAUAAGCACUGUAUCAUAGCUAUAUAUUCAAUAAAAAGAGAGGACACUCAACCACAUCAUACAUUCUAUUUUUUAUCUUGAUGAAUAGAAAUUAAAGUUGGCGUUGACUUGUUUUCCCCCUCUAUGUGCCGAAUCUGUGCUUACACUCAGGAGGCAGACUGAUUUUAUUGCCACAAGGAAAGCCUCUUAAGCUGUCAGAGGCUCAGAAAUUGAAUAAAUCACGGCCGGUGCCAGUGAAACAAGGAAGUUGCCAAACAUGUGAAAUCUUUCAGUAAUGUUUGAGCCUGCAGGCAUUUGAAUAAACGGCAAAUAGACUGACAGUCUACAAACUCCUACAUAAAAACACCCCGUCCGAUUGCAUGUCAAAGCUUUGGUUCACCCCCAUGCCUGUUAUUUCCAGUCAGCAUUUUGAAUUGUAAAGUUGAUGGAGGAUUUCCAGCUUGACAUAUCUAUCUAUCUAUCUAUCUAUCUCAACCUCUCUCUCUCUCUCUCUCUCUC